Molecule: messenger RNA, 956 nt
Organism: Chiloscyllium plagiosum (whitespotted bambooshark)
Lineage: Eukaryota; Metazoa; Chordata; Chondrichthyes; Orectolobiformes; Hemiscylliidae
Product: histamine H2 receptor-like
Biological process (GO): positive regulation of MAPK cascade; G protein-coupled dopamine receptor signaling pathway; adenylate cyclase-activating adrenergic receptor signaling pathway
Cellular component (GO): plasma membrane
Molecular function (GO): G protein-coupled receptor activity; dopamine neurotransmitter receptor activity, coupled via Gs
Source: RefSeq, a predicted model, not a curated record
CAUCCUGUCCCUCGCCACAGCAGACUUAUUGGUGGCUUGUCUGGUAAUGCCUUUUAGCAUAAUCUACGAGGUGGCUGGAAUCUGGAUGUUUGGCCGUUUGUUCUGCAAGGUGUGGAUCUCCUUUGAUGUGAUGUUUUGUACAGCCUCCAUUGUCACACUCUGUUUCAUCAGCUUGGACCGAUACUGUUCUGUGGCUACUCCCUACCAUUACUCCAAGCGAAUGUCCCGGAGCAGGUGUAUUGCCAUGACCAUUAUGAUUUGGGUUUACUCCGCCAUGAUUUCUUUCCUCCCAGUGAUGCAAGGUUGGAACGAAAUCCCGGGUGUGGACUUUGACAGCAGCAGGGAGUGCGUGUUUGUCACCAAUCGGACCUUUGCUAUCGUGGCCUCUGCACUCGCCUUCUACCUCCCUUUCCUGAUUAUGUGCACCAUGUAUUUCUUCAUAUACCGAGCCUCACGCCUCAAGGCGGUGAGGAUCAUGUCACAGACGCUGGACCUGCACUAUCAUCCUGACAGCCGGAGGCAGGAUAACCUGCAACUGGAACACAAGGCCACCAGGACAAUGAGCAUCAUCAUAUCGGCCUUUGUGCUCUGCUGGCUCCCCUACUUUGUCUUCAACGUUGGCAUCGCUGUGAGUGGCUCGCAGCUCAACAGCAUCACCAUUAGCCGGGUUUUCAAAGUCAUCACCUGGUUCGGGUAUUGCAACUCCAUGAUCAACCCUGUGCUCUACGCCUUCCUCAACCGGGAUUUUCAACGGGGCUUGAAGAAAAUGCUGGUCUGCCAGCGUUGGAGGGCGAGGGUCGACACCCGCGAUGACAUGAUUUCCAUUGUGACCUUCACCAAAACCGUUCAGGGCGCCGAAUGCAGCGUGAAGGACGCGCGCAGUUGCCAGUAACAACAGGAGGCGAAAGACACGCUCGCUUUCGGUGUAUGAGCAUCAGAACGACAUCGCAAGGCAC